This is a messenger RNA of Ipomoea triloba (trilobed morning glory), 906 nucleotides long. RefSeq names its product probable membrane-associated kinase regulator 6. The transcript has a single exon. The coding region runs from base 54 to 803 and encodes 249 amino acids. The record is from RefSeq and is a predicted model, not a curated record. Lineage: Eukaryota; Viridiplantae; Streptophyta; Magnoliopsida; Solanales; Convolvulaceae.
UCUAAUUAAUACAAUACUCUCUCUCUCUCUCUCUGCAAUUGUGCAUAUUCACCAUGGAAGCAACUCAUCCUCUUGCCAUAGAAAGCUUCUCCUAUAGCUGGUUGUUGAACGCGAGACGACCUUCUCUCGAUGGCCUCUCAGAUUCCGAUUCCGAUUCCGAAUCCACACACCAAGACCAAGACAUAACCUUUGUGGUGCUUCAUUCGAUGAGAUUCUCAGAAGCAGAUGAAGCCAAAAAUUUCAGGUUUGAUAUUAAUGAUUCGGAGUGUGGUCUAGUACACGCCGAUGAAAUUUUCUCGGACGGACACAUCAUGCCCCUGUAUCUCGACCGUCCAAAGCCGCUGGUGGAAGAAGAAUCCCUGAAACAAGCUUUCAAUAAUUCAUCAUCAGUUUCAUCAGCACCUGCCACGCCUGCUAAUUUCUCGCUUUCUGUCAGGGGCAAGAAGGAGCCUCAAGAUUAUAUCAUCCAGAAAUGGAAGAAAUUACUAGGAACCAGAAUCCUUCGAAAGUGGUUUGGGUUCCUCAGACCGGUGUGCAAAAGGUUAGGGGGAUCAAGAAAGAGUUGUGCCAAAGUUGAUGAUCUGAACAGAAAGGCCAGGGAGGUUCAGAGAUGGAGCAAUUAUUGUAAAGCUGAUCCCAGAAAGACCAAAAGCUGUAGCAAUACACCACAAGAGUCUCCCUUGCACUACACUACUACUGCAUACAACUCACCAGAUGUGUGGCGUGAUAUGGCUGCUCAAACUUCCAUUACUGAAGCAAUUAUCCACUGUAGAAAAUCAUUUGGCAUGUUAGAUACUACUUAAGUUAUAUUACUUCAUCUUCAACGCUACAGCUUUGGCAUGUUGUAAUAUGAUAAAUCUUUCUUUUUAUUUAUUAUUUCUUUUCUAUAAAUAUUCCUUGGGAAAA